Canis lupus familiaris (dog) is the source of this 1937-nucleotide messenger RNA. RefSeq names its product family with sequence similarity 110 member A (gene FAM110A). The transcript is spliced from 3 exons. NCBI's taxonomy places the organism in Eukaryota, Metazoa, Chordata, Mammalia, Carnivora, Canidae. Bases 494 to 1381 code for a protein of 295 amino acids. The record is from RefSeq and is a predicted model, not a curated record.
AGCUCACUUCCCUUUCCUCUGCGCCCCGGGGACCUCCGGGCCGGCGGGGGCCUGGGGACAGCCUGGUGCCCCGGUCCGUCUCGGGUACGCGCAGCCGCUCGGAGGAGGCCCCUGCGGGCCCCCACGCCGGGUUGGGGCGCACCGAGCCGCCUUGGACGCGGCCAUUCCCAGCCCGGGUCCGAGCUGUCAGCCUCUUCCAAGACCCGCACGGGCGGAGCCGGGACUCGCCGAGCUCGGGCUUCAGAUGAGAAGUUUCAGGACUUGGUCUAUGAAUUUUCUUCUGGCCCACCUCUGGGAGAGUUGGCAGGGGACACCGUGACUCCAGCCCUUUCUUGGAAAAAGGCCUGGGGCACCAGGUCCUGCUGCUUAGGUGAUCAUAUGGACACGUGUGCACCCAGCCGUUGCCGGCCUCCAGCUGCCAACUUUCUGCCUGGAUCUUUCUCCUCAUUUCUCCUGUCUCCUCAGACCGAAGCCCUUGGGGUAUGUAACAGUCAUGCCCGUGGACACACUGACUCCAGGAGCCCGGGACACCCCUGCCCUACCUUUCCGCCUGCGGACCAAGGUCCCCGGCUACCUGCUCCGGCGGCCAGCAGAUGGUGGAGCCCGGAAACCUAGUGCUGUGGAGCGCCUGGAAGCUGACAAGGCCAAGUAUGUCAAGAGCCUGCAUGUGGCCAAUACCCGCCAGGAACCUGUGCAGCCCCUGCUGUCCAAACAGCCACUCUUCAGCCCUGGGACUCGCCGCACCGUGCUCACACCUAGCCGCCGAGUCCUGCCUGGUCCCGGCCGCCGGCCCCAGCUGGACCUGGAUAUCCUUAGCAACCUCAUCGACUUGUGUGACAGUCCCGCAUCCCCAACUGAGGCCAGCCGUACCCCUGCACGGACAGAGGGAGCCCACCAGGCACCCCCAGCCACCCCUCCACGCCCGCCACCGAGUACGGCUGCUGUCCGCCGAGUGGAUGUCCGUCCCCUGCCUGCCUCACCUGCCCGGCCCUGCCCAUCACCAGGCACUGCCACUGCCUCCAGCCCAGCCCGGCCCCCAGGUUUGCAACGCUCCAAGUCGGAUUUGAGUGAGCGUUUCUCAAGGGCAGCAGCUGACCUGGAGCGAUUUUUUAACUUCUGUGGCCUAGACCCGGAGGAGGCACGGGGGUUGGGUGUGGCCCAUCUGGCACGGGCCAGCUCAGACAUCGUAUCCUUGGCUGGGCCCAGUGCUGGGCCUGGCAGCUCUGAGGGAGACUGCUCCCGCCGCAGCUCUGCCACCGUUGAGGAGCGGGCCCGGGAGCGCGUCCCUUACGGGGUGUCGGUGGUAGAGCGCAACGCCCGUGUGAUCAAGUGGCUGUACGGGUUGCGGCAAGCACGGGAUACCCCAGCAGCUGAGGGCUAGGCCUUCACUGGACUUGGCAUUUGCUACAGGACAGAUCUUAGAGGGGCAACUGGCCCCUUGACCUCUUCAGUAUCUAUUCCCUGGCUUGGGCAGACCAGAGGUUGUUACCUUGUGUGAACCUGGCAUGGGGGCAGAACUCAGAGGCUGGACCAGCAUCCAUCUGGCAAGGACUGACCUUGGAGAGAGUUGCCUCUUGACCUUGGGCCACCUUCUACCCCUCACAUGUAGGGGUUUUGACACUAGCCCUGCCUGGUUCUUCUUGUGGGUUUGGAUCCAGGGCACUCAGCCUUCUCCACUGAGAGUGAAGGACCAAAGGAUCUUACUAGGCCUGUCUACCUAGCGGUUCUGUUUCCUUCUUCCUUGGCCUCUAACCUUUGCUGACUUCCUCUUCCUUUCCCAGUGGGCCCUGGUUCCCUGGGAACUUGGCUGUGGGUGGGGGCAGGGCCGUGGCGGCCUGGCCUACCUAGAUGGGUAGACUACAGGAGGGACUAGUAGGAGUCUGUACCACUCUGACUUCCCUCCCGUUGGUUAAUAAACACAAAUGCUUGUUUUUCAA